Messenger RNA from Plasmopara halstedii, 2781 nucleotides. RefSeq names its product probable udp-n-acetylglucosamine--peptide n-acetylglucosaminyltransferase sec-like. The transcript is spliced from 3 exons. The coding region runs from base 1 to 2781 and encodes 926 amino acids. Gene Ontology annotation, biological process: protein O-linked glycosylation. Gene Ontology annotation, molecular function: protein N-acetylglucosaminyltransferase activity; protein binding. Lineage: Eukaryota; Oomycota; Peronosporomycetes; Peronosporales; Peronosporaceae. The record is from RefSeq and is a predicted model, not a curated record.
AUGGCAUUUCCAACUGAAAUGGUCCCAUUUUCCACCAUUUGCAACUCUAAUCGACACCAUGAACGCUUUACCUAUCUCUUUCAUCUAGCACAUGAACAAUAUCUUGUUGGUUCGUAUUCCAAUGCUUUACGUCUAUGUAAUGAAUUAUAUGCUUCGAAUGCUUCACGUCCUGAACUUUUACUUUUACUUGGUGCCUUACAUUUUCAAUUGGGUAAUUUUUCACAUUGUAUUGCUUACAAUCAACAAUGUAUUCGUCUUGCUCCAACAUUUGCUGAAGCUUAUGGAAAUUUGGGCAAUGCAUUGAAAGAAUUGGGUGAUCUUUCUGGUGCAAUCCAAUUUUAUCUUCGUGCGAUUAAAGUGAAUCCAAACUUUCGUGAUGCUUAUAAUCAAGUAGCGAAUUGUUAUAUGGUAUUAGGACAAACAGAAGAAGCAGUGGAAAUGUAUCAACUUGUCUUGGAAUAUGAUCCGGAACUUGUGGAAGCUCAAAGUAAUUUAGGAAAUUUAUAUAAAUUACAAGGUCGACGUGAAGAUGCGAAAGAAUGUUAUUGUCAAGCUCUUCGUUUGAAUCCAAAGUUUGCAAUUGCUUGGAGUAAUUUAGCAGGUUUAAUGAAAGAAGAAGGUCAAGUAGAAGCAGCAAUUGAAUAUUAUCAAGAAGCCAUUCGAUAUGCACCGGAAUUUGCCGAUGCUUAUAGUAAUUUAGGAAAUGUCUUGAAAGAAAUGAAUCGUUUGAAAGAAGCAAUUGAAGCAUAUCAAGCAGCUGUGACGAUUCGACCAACGUUUGCAAUUGCAUAUGGAAAUUUAGCAAGUUGUUACUAUGAAGCUGGUGAUUUUGAACUUGCAAUUUCAACAUUUCGUCAUGCUAUUGAAUUGGAAGGAAAUUUUCCCGAUGCAUAUAAUAAUCUUGGCAAUGCAUUACGUGAAUGUGGUGAGUUGGAACAAGCAAUUGAUUGUUAUCGUACAGCUUUACAAUUAAAACCUGAUCAUCCUCAUGCGUAUAAUAAUCUUGGCAAUGCAUUGAAAGACAAAGGAUUGAUUAAAGAAGCUUUACAAUGUUAUACAAUUGCCAUUCGAUUCAUGCCUCAAUUUGCUGCAGCUCAUAGUAACAUUGGUAGUAUUUUAAAAGAACAAGGAAAAUUCGAUCAAGCUUUAGCACAUUAUCAAGAAGCUAUUUCAAUAGAUCCGAAGUUUGCCGAUGCGUAUAGUAACAUGGGGAAUGUUUUCAAAGAUCUUUAUGCUUAUAGUAAUUUAGCAAGUGCUUAUAAAGAUGGUGGACGAUUAGAAGAAGCAAUUGGAUUUUAUCGAAAAGCAUUAACUUUACGUCCUCAUUUUCCCGAAGCUUUUGCGAAUUAUUUUCAUUCACUGGUUUUUAUUUGUGAUUGGAAAACACGACAAGAAGAUACGAAGAAAUUACAAGAAUUUCUUGAUGAACAAUUACAAUUUCAUGAUGUCGUUCCUGCUGUUCAACCAUUUCAUGCACUUGUAUAUCCAUUAUCAAUGCAAUGUUUUCAAGCAAUUUCCACACGAUAUGCUGAACGUGCGAAAUUAAAUGUUAGUCUUGUGGAGAUUCCACGUUGUCGAGUUUUACGAAAUACACCAGUGGAACGGUUACGUAUUGGUUACGUUUCUUCGGAUCUUGGGAAUCAUCCACUUGCUCAUUUAAUGCAAAGUGUAUUUGGUUUUCAUAAUAAAAAAGAAUUUGAAAUCUUUUGUUAUGCUACUUCACCUGAUGAUGGUUCGAAAUGGCGACAAGAAAUUGUACGCAGUGUCGAACAAUUUCACGAUAUUUCUACGUUUACAACUGAAGAAGCUGUACGUACGAUUUUAAAUGAUCAAAUUCAUCUUUUGAUCAAUUUAAAUGGGUAUACAAAAGGUGCACGAAAUGAAAUUUUUGCGUUACAACCAGCACCAUUGCAAAUAAGUUACAUGGGAUUCUGUGGAACAUUAGGUGCCGAAUAUAUUCAAUAUAUGAUUGGUGAUGCCAUGGUUGUCCCAGUGUCUUCUCGUCAAUAUUUUACGGAAAAAAUUAUUCAAAUGCCACAUACGUAUUUUGUCAAUGAUCAUAAACAAUCAGCGCAAGAAGUACUUGACACAAGAAAAUGUCCAACUCGUGCUGAUUAUGGGGUACCCGAUGAUUACUUUGUCUUUUGUAACUUUAAUCAAGUUUAUAAAAUUGAUCCCGUGACAUUUACAACGUGGAUGAACAUACUACAACGUGUUCCAAAUUCGAUUCUAUGGUUAUUACGUUUUCCACCUAUUGCUGAAGAAAAUAUACGUGCUGAAGCUCGUGCUCGUGGUAUUUUUGAUGAUUCACGAUUACUUUUUACAGAUGUUGCACCAAAAGAUGAACAUUUAAAACGUGGAUAUUUAGCAGAUUUAUUUCUUGAUACUCCGGAAUGUAAUGCUCAUACAACUGGGUGUGAUAUUUUAUGGGGUGGAACACCAAUGAUUACAAUGCCUCAAGAUCGAAUGGCAACACGAGUAGCAGCAAGUUUAUUACGUGCCGCGAAUUUAAGUGAAUUAAUUACUACGUCGCUGGAAGAAUAUGAAGAAUUAGCUGUUGCUUUAGCAACUGAUCGAAAACGACUAGCAACUUUACGACGACGUUUAGAAACAGAACGAUUGACAUGUCCAUUAUUUGAUACAAAACGAUGGGUACGCAAUUUAGAAAUUGGAUACUCAAUGAUUUGGGCGCGUUAUGAAAAUGGUUAUGAACCCGAUCAUAUUGAGGUACCAGAUAUUCAAGAUCUUUUACGACAGAAUCAACGCCAUGGUACAAUGUAA